AUGCAUUAUGUGGUUCUGGAACUAGAGGUUGAACAUAAAAUCGAGACACCUAAAGAUCACUCGAGGGUAUCUAAGAUUUUGUAUCAAAUAGUCAAUGAGAACGGUCUAUUAUGUGUAUUUCCUGAGGAAGGAUCAACUGUAGUACCUUCGAUAACGAUAGAUAAUGAGGCAAAUGCUUUCCAGGAUGCCAUAAAAGAGCUAGAUAUCAAUAUUAAUCGCGUGGUAAAAGAUGAUACUUUUGUGCUGUGUUCAUUAUUUUCAACUUGGCAUAUCAGAGUUACUAUCCAACGUGAAGCUCGUGAUUUGGGUUAUCAAUUACCUACAUAUUUAGGCCACCCAGUGAUAUUUGACCUGAAGAAAGAAUAUUUAAGAUGGAUUCAAAAUCAUAAGAAUUUACUAAUAAAAGAAGAAGAUAAUCGUACAUCCGAAACCGGUGAGGACGAAGAAAUUACCGAUAAGGUUGAUAAAGAGGAUGACGGCGAAAAAGAAGAGAGUGAUAACGAAGAAAAUAAUACCCGUGUUGAUACUCAGAUCCAUGACAGUUCUAUCAAGAACUCAGACGAACUAAUGUCGCAAAUAUUGCAAGUAAUGGAUAUCACACACCCAGAAGAUUUACCGAUGAUGGUAAAUAUAAGCAUUAGCACAGAACUUUUAAUCAAAUUAUAUGCACAAUGUGAGUGCGAAAUAGAUGAAAAAGGUGUCCUGACACAGCCCUAUGAUUCUUUGUCAGAUUAUAAUGCAUUCCUGGAUAGAGAAUCAACCACUUUGUAUAUAAACAAUCUACCGCAAGAUACUACUCAAAGUGAACUAGAGUCCUGGUUUUCUCAAUUUGGUUCUAGACCAAUUGGAUUUUGGACGAUCAAGAAAACUACAAGAUCCGAUGAGAACACUGGUUCCCAGAUGAUUUUAAAUAACUGCCCAUAUGUUGAAGAACCUGAUAGUAUAUCAGGAUUUAUUAUUUUUCAAACUAAUCAGGAAGCAAAAGAGGCAUUACUAUUAAAUGGCCGAUCCGUACUUUCCAAUGUAGCUAAUAUCAAACAACCAAGGGUUGUCGAACAUGUUGUAGAGAUUGAACCUUCAUGUAGUAGCGUGCUGGAAAAGGCUCAUGGUGUGUUGGCAUCAUUCCCACAGAGUAAAAAUAAACCAAGGCCUGGUGAUUGGACUUGUCCAUCAUGUGGUUUCUCGAAUUUCCAACGUCGGACAGCGUGCUUCCGUUGUACCUUCCCAAUUCCGUUGAAUCUUGUGGCGACCAAAUCACAUUAUAACAUUGAAAAGACGGGUGGAAAUAGUAAUAAUAGCAAUAGUAAUAAUAACAAUACCAGUAGUGGGGCAACUACAGCAAACAUGAAUUCUAAUAACUCCAAUAUAAGAUCUAAUGGUGCUAUGAAUCAUUACAUAAAUCAUAAUGGACAACAACAUGGUAGUAAUGGAUCAAAUGUUCCAUUCCGUGCAGGUGAUUGGAAAUGUACUUCAUGUCAAUAUCACAAUUUUGCUAAGAACGUAAUGUGUUUAAGAUGUAAUAAACCAAAGAUAAGGCAAGCCAAUAGAAAUGGAAUGAAUAGUAAUGGGGUACGUAUGUGGGAAACACAUACGAAUAAUUAUUUAAAUCAAGAACAAAAUCGGUAUAGUAAUAAUUACAAUGGGCGUAGUCGUGAGGACACGAUGAAAUCAGAUAAAUCACGUUAA
Molecule: messenger RNA, 1686 nt
Organism: Maudiozyma barnettii
Lineage: Eukaryota; Fungi; Ascomycota; Saccharomycetes; Saccharomycetales; Saccharomycetaceae
Gene: NRP1
Product: Nrp1p
Exons: 1
Coding region: 1-1686 (561 amino acids)
Molecular function (GO): RNA binding
Source: RefSeq, a predicted model, not a curated record